AAUCCGACUCAUUUCAUGCGAUUAAAUCCUCCCCUGGUGGGCGCCUGAUCCGUAAAGACAUCGGCGGAUAGACAUUUGUUUUGAUUGGAGUCCGGCGUGAUUUCAAGAGUUGCUGAGUGCUCCGCCGCAGUCCCCCACCCUCCCCUUUCUGAAUUCCGGCGCGGAAUUUGGGGAGGUUGUUGGGGACUUCUUGAAGCCGGAAGGGACUGAUCGUCUUCUGCUCUCAUUGUGAAAGAAGUACAGACAAAGGCCAAGGAAAAGGUUCGCGAUCGAAUUUCUCUUCAAUUACAUUUCUAUUUCGCAAAAUCAUCAGGGUUCAAUGGAGAUCGUCUGGACGUCGAUCACUUGGUUUUUGGAUCUGAUUCUCGCAUUUCUUUUUUCAGAUUUUAUUUUUUAUUUUUAUUUUCAGCAUUUUACAAGAAAAAUUGAAUUAGAUUAGGAUGAAAAUUCUGAAAAGGAAUUAAAUUUUUGCUCUCCGUUUUCUAAUUGUAUGAAUUGAUAUUCUUAAUCUGUAUUUUCUUGAUGCUCAAUAUCAUCUCAGUUGUUUUAAUUUCUGUUAUUAUUAUUAUUUUUUUUCCAUUUAAGAAGCUAAUGGAAAGGACGGACAUUGUUGGUGGGCAAUCUUCUCCUGUUGCCCUGCCGGUACCACCUCCGUUGCCUGGUCCAGCAACGCCCACUUAUGACCGGCAGGGGUUAAUGAUGACUGAAUCGCCACUGAGAGGGCAUUGCUGUGUCUCUACAUCCACAAGGAACUUGUGGGAUGGUCUCUUUGAUGGAGGCUACAGAGCAGACGUUGUUGUUUAUACUGAUAAUGGCGGUGUUAUCUUUGCUCAUGCCAAUAUUUUGAGAACUGAUCCAAUCAUGCCAUAGGAGGAAGAUGUGAUAAUCAUAAUCAUGGAAAACUGAUCCAAUAAUUGUAAGUGGCUAUCGAAAACAAAUUCAUUUACUAAUAAGAACUUAAUCUGAAU
Rubroshorea leprosula is the source of this 968-nucleotide messenger RNA. The record is from the annotation of a GenBank genome assembly. Lineage: Eukaryota; Viridiplantae; Streptophyta; Magnoliopsida; Malvales; Dipterocarpaceae.